AGCCUCAACCGUUUCAAAUCUGAUGGAACCUACCAUCAAAAUCGAGGAAGACAGCGUGGAGUUCGAUGAGUAUGCUUUCUACUCGGCGCACAACGUCAAGACCGAUGACAGCAGCAACGAUAACAAAGCUGCACUCCUCACUAGCAACUGCAAACGGUCGGCUACGAGGAUGCAGAUCGAGGAGCUUUUCCAAAUUUCCAGCGUAUGCAACCAGAGCCGAAACCUGUUGAAGCAGCCCUUUCCCAUCCAGACUGUGAACGAACUAAACGAGCUUGACACCUUAUUGUUAGGGAAUCCAACUUUCAUGGAAAAAUGCGCACAAAUGCUGCACAACGCCGUUCGAAACGAAACGCUGGAGAACGUGACCGGGCACAUGCGGCUCCUGCUGGAGUUUGCCGUCGAUUACUCGGUAUUACUGAAAUACAGCUGGUUUGGAUUUCUUCCGAGAUCGCCGAUCGCACGGGGCAUGGGCGAACAGCAGCCGUUCCGGAAUCUCAUCGGUGUAAUUCACCUGUUGCAUCGGGCUAGGCGGUUGCGUUUCGGCAAGUGCAGCCUGGAGGAAAUUCACGAGGGCAUCGAAAAGUUCCUCAAACGGAAAUUGCGCUGCCAUGCGCUGUUUGUCAAGAAACAAAACUACGUCAUUCAGGGGUCGGUGUAGACUGUAGACCAAAAAAACAACGGAUGCCAAACAUAAUAAGAAAUUGAUUACUAGUCCUUUUAUAGAAAGAUAAUUUAUUGUAGCGCAUAUACUAACCGAAGACGGACAAAACACGCAGAAUUUACCUUCCUAGUUUAUACGACAGUAUUAUACUCCUCUAGAAUUUAACGAAACUUGAUGCCAUGUACUCUACAAGGAGGAAUCGGGUGCUUCAAAAGCACUCGGACUAGUCAGCUUAUAACCAAAUUUGUGGAGGAGAAUCGACGUUGAGAAGCCAACUAACUAGGUUUAAGUUUUAUCGUUUUUAAAUUAUUACAGAUCUAGCAAUUCCAAAGUAUUUAUAUAGUACUGCUUACAUGUUUGUACAAGCGUACUAUAAUGCCGUUAUACGCUAGAAGAUUGAGCAAUUGUGCCAAUGGCAGUAUAAUACUAAUAGGCAUUGCAUUUGUUUAUUUUUUUUGUCCUAACGUCAACAGACUCCCAGUGAUCCCAGAGCAACAUACCAAGUAAAGUCAACUGUUGCCGAAGGAACAUGUGGCGUAACUCUCCGUGCAAAUUAAAUUGAGAGUCACGAUACACGACUUGGCUUUUUUCACCUCACAAGUGACAGAGAGUCGCACGACUCGCAGAGUAGGGGGAUUUGUGUCGCAAUGCAUAUUUACCGUCAAGCAAGGUGUCUUUGUUAGAAUAACCAGGGUGGCCAGUUAACCGGGAAAAAGCCGAAAAGCUUCCGGGAUUUUCGAUGACAAAUCAGGGAAAAACAAACUUCGUCCUCUCUAUGAUAAAAAUAAGAUUUUGGACCUUGAAAAAAUGUCAAGACCUUUGGACUGGAGUAGAUUUUCAGCAUACAGUCACUAAUUGAAUUAUAAUUAGAUUUUUAGAAAAACAAUUUUCCAAUGAUUCUUUGGAGAUUUUAAAAUAUAUU
Molecule: messenger RNA, 1583 nt
Organism: Ochlerotatus camptorhynchus
Lineage: Eukaryota; Metazoa; Arthropoda; Insecta; Diptera; Culicidae
Exons: 2
Coding region: 23-658 (211 amino acids)
Source: RefSeq, a predicted model, not a curated record